AUGAACGUCCUUUUCACGAGGGUGUUUAAAACUCUGGGUCAGGGACUGAAAUCCAGAUCUAUCCACCAGAGUCCUGUAUGGAGAAGUCCUCUAAUACCCAUAGUCAUCGAACAAACGGGGCGAGGAGAACGAGCUUACGACAUAUAUUCUCGCCUACUUAGAGAAAGAAUAAUUUGUGUCAUGGGUCCAAUUGACGACUCCGUAGCCAGCCUGGUGAUUGCCCAGCUGCUUUUUCUUCAGUCAGAAAGUAACAACAAACCGAUUCACAUGUACAUCAACAGCCCUGGUGGCGUCGUGACAGCAGGCCUGGCCAUAUACGACACCAUGCAAUAUAUCCUUAAUCCCAUCUCCACUUGGUGUGUUGGUCAAGCAGCUAGCAUGGGUAGUUUGCUGUUGGCAGCAGGGACAACAGGCAUGAGGCAUUCAUUACCCAAUGCUCGCAUCAUGGUCCAUCAGCCAUCUGGAGGUGCCAGGGGUCAGGCCACUGAUAUUGCCAUCCAGGCAGAAGAGAUCCUAAAAUUAAAGAAACAGAUAAACAAUCUCUAUGCCAAACACACUGGGCAACUCCUGGAAACAAUAGAAAAUGCAAUGGAGCGAGACCGUUAUAUGAGCCCCAUGGAGGCCCAGGACUUUGGGAUUAUCGACCUGGUCCUUGUCCACCCACCUCAAGCUGGUAAAGAUGAGCCUGAGUUGGUUCAGAAAGAGUCUGGCACAGUGACAAGUCCCUCUGCAAUCCUGGAGUCUCCAGCACCUGAAAAUGCCUCAGCUGGCUCACCCCAAACCAUGCAUCACACAAAAUUGAACUAUAAGUGA
Molecule: messenger RNA, 813 nt
Organism: Nerophis lumbriciformis (worm pipefish)
Lineage: Eukaryota; Metazoa; Chordata; Actinopteri; Syngnathiformes; Syngnathidae
Source: RefSeq, a predicted model, not a curated record